AUCCCUCACUCAAAAGGUUGAACAGGACCUGCAUCUUCAAUUUCUAUAGCCACAACCUCGCCAAAGCGUGCUCGUGGUGCCCGGAAAAUUUUGGGAGGAAACCCCUCGACGUGUUUCUCUGAUUUCAAACCAAGAGUGAAAGAGUGGGCGUUUGUCCGGGUGCGAAAAGCAGCUUUGAGCGGCCGCGGUACGGAUUGAAAAGGGAAUUGGCAAUUGGUACUCCGUAUACGGGGAAUCGAGGCCAGGGCGAAAGGGAAUUGGGAGGGUACCAAUAAGUCUUCUGCAUGUGGUUUUAGGGGCUUGGGGGACCGAGUUUGAGGGCAGUUGUUAUUUAUCUUUGCUUGGGACUCUUCGUUUAUUUUCGUUGCUUCUUUUCUUCUUUCUUCCCAUCUUUCUUCGUCCCCCAUCCCUCGACGUCUCCUCGACCUACUUGACCCUGCCCGCAAUGGCCACUCGCCGAACCACCCGCCGACUCCUCAAACCGCUCCUCUACACGACCGCUGCCGGCCUUGCAGGCGGCGCCGCCCUCUACGUCGCAUACCGCCCGCGCGACAUCCCGGGGCUCGAAGCCGCCCAGGUCCCGCCCCCGACGUACGGAGAGGGCGGUGUAUUGAAGCCCCCGCAGUUCCCGAGGGUGAAGAGCAGGGACGAGCAGAUUGAGGCGUUGAAGCGGAGUAAUCCGUCCAACUUCACCAAGAACACUAGGUUAUUAGCGGGCAAGUGGGGGAAGAAUGACGAUACAAAGAGUGCGAAUGCGACAGAAGACGCUGAGGGAGGCGAGGAAUACGAUCUACUCGUCAUCGGAGGAGGCGCGACGGGUUCAGGUAUUGCGCUGGAUGCGGCGACAAGGGGACUCAAGGUUGCCCUUGUGGAGAGGGAUGAUUUCAGUAGUGGCACGAGUAGUAAGAGCACCAAGCUGGUGCAUGGUGGGGUGAGGUAUUUGGAGAAGGCCGUGUGGAAUCUGGAUUAUAAUCAGUACUUCCUCGUCGUGGAAGCACUCCGCGAACGUCGCUACUUCUUGGAUACGGCGCCCCAUCUGAGCUCCUGGCUCCCCAUCAUGAUCCCCAUCGAGAAGUGGUGGCAGGUGCCCUAUUUCUGGGCAGGCACCAAGUUCUACGAUUUCCUGGCCGGGUCCGAGAAUAUCGAGAGCUCGUACUUUUUGACCAAGAGCAAGGCGCUGGAUGCCUUUCCCAUGCUAAAGAAGGAGGGCCUGUUUGGCGCCUUGGUGUACUAUGACGGCGCACACAACGAUUCCCGCAUGAACGUCUCCCUCGCCAUGACGGCUGCCCUCUACGGCGCCACCGUCGUCAACCACAUGGAAGUGACCUCGCUCGAAAAGGACGCCAACGGCCGCCUCAACGGCGCCCGCGUCAAAGACCGCAUCCCCGAGCUCAGCGGCAAACCCGCGCAAGAAUUCUCCAUCCGCGCCAAAGGCAUCAUAAACGCCACGGGCCCCUUCACCGACUCGAUCCGCAAACUGGACGAUCCGAGCGUCGAAGAAAUCGUAGCACCCAGCUCGGGUGUCCACGUCAUUCUCCCCGGCUACUUUUCUCCCUCCAACAUGGGCCUCAUCGACCCUUCGACCUCGGACGGCCGCGUCAUCUUCUUCCUCCCCUGGCAAGGCAACACCAUUGCGGGCACCACCGACACCGCCUCAACCGUGACCAAGGACCCCGUAGCGGGCGACGACGAAAUCGACUGGGUCCUCAACGAAAUCCGUCACUAUCUGCAACCUGACAUCCGCGUCCGCCGCUCCGACGUCCUGGCCGCCUGGUCCGGCAUCAGGCCCUUAGUCCGUGACCCGAAAAAGGCCAAAACCGAGGGUCUAGUCCGGAAUCACCUCAUCACCACCUCGCCCUCGGGCCUGCUCACCUGCUCGGGAGGAAAAUGGACCACUUACCGACAAAUGGCCGAGGAAACCGUCGACGAAGCCAUCAAGGAAUUCCACCUCGCCCCCAAACCGCUGCCCAACCCCCCGCGCGUCUCGGGCACCGAAAUCAAGGACGAAGCCCCCCUAGACGGGACCUGCCAAACCCAUCGGGUCCGCCUCAUCGGCGCGCACGGGUACAGCAAAACGCUCUUCAUCCACCUGAUCCAGCACUUUGGCAUCGAGACGGACGUGGCAAAGUACCUGGCGCAAGCGUACGGCGAUCGAGCAUGGAGCGUCGUCGAGCUCAGCUCGCCCACGGGCCGGACGUUCCCCGUCCGCGGCGUGCGCAUCUCCCCUCUGUACCCGUUCAUCGAUGGCGAGGUACGGUAUUGCGUACGGAACGAGUACGCGGAGCGCGCGACGGAUGUACUUGCCCGGCGCAUGCGGUUGGCAUUUCUGAACGCGAGGGCGGCGCUCGAGGCGUUGCCGGGCGUGAUCGAUAUCAUGGCCGAGGAGUUGGCGUGGAGCGAGGCGAGGAAGGAGAGGGAGUGGAGGGAUUCGGUGAGAUUCCUGGGGAGUAUGGGCUUGCCUAGGGAGAAGCUGGGCGUGACGAGGAGGGAGGUGGAGAGCGGGAAGCUGGGCUGGGGAGCGGAUGCGGGGACUACCACGGGGACGCGGGAGUCGGCGGCGAGGUACCCGGCUGGUCAUAAUCCGGUCAUGGGUUCGGAGGCUGGGGCGAAUAGAUAGGGGGGGCCUUCCUUGGGGUGGAUUGCUGCUGAUAUUGUGACUGUUAGAUUUGCUGGUUGGUCAUCUACAUAGAUUUACUUCCCCUGUUGUAGCUACUUACUCAACCCGUCGACGUGUCGGACGUUGAUCCUGAUAUCACUCCUCGCUGCAUCUUAAUUCUGGCUGUAACUGUACAUAGCCCUCGUUUCUCUCUUUGUACAUACCGCACUAAAGUCCAAUUGCUAGAAAAAACCUCC
This is a messenger RNA of Westerdykella ornata, 2853 nucleotides long. Its product is annotated as DAO-domain-containing protein. Gene Ontology annotation, biological process: glycerol-3-phosphate metabolic process. NCBI's taxonomy places the organism in Eukaryota, Fungi, Ascomycota, Dothideomycetes, Pleosporales, Sporormiaceae. The record is from RefSeq and is a predicted model, not a curated record. Bases 446 to 2617 code for a protein of 723 amino acids. Gene Ontology annotation, molecular function: glycerol-3-phosphate dehydrogenase (quinone) activity. The transcript has 3 exons. Gene Ontology annotation, cellular component: mitochondrion; glycerol-3-phosphate dehydrogenase (FAD) complex.